AUGGAUGGCAGCUCCUUCAUACCUGAAAUUGGGAACCACCUAGUGACCUUUUAUGUGAAUCUCUUUCAGGCACCUUUUUGGGCAUACCUCCUGGGUGCACUAGGACUUUUUAUCUACCAGUCUCUGGAUGCCAUUGAUGGGAAGCAAGCCAGAAGAACAAACAGUAGCUCUCCUCUAGGAGAGCUCUUUGAUCAUGGUUGCGACUCAAUUUCUACAGUUUUUGUUGUCCUUGGAUCCUGCAUAGCAAUCCGACUAGGAACAAACCCUGACUGGUUGUUUUUCUGUUGUUUUGUGGGACUGUUCAUGUUCUAUUCUGCUCACUGGCAGACAUAUGUAUCAGGCAUAUUAAGGUUUGGAAAAGUCGAUGUAACUGAAGUUCAAAUAGCCAUAACGGUGUUGCUGUUGGUAUCUGCAUUUUGUGGAACAGCAAUAUGGGACUAUAAGGUGCAAUUGAUAGGCCUAGAACUGAAGUUCUUUGCUGUUGUUGGCAUACUGUGUGGAACAGCAGUUUCAUGUUUCAAUUACUUCCGCGUCAUCUUUGGUGGAGGGGUUGGAAAGAAUGGAUCUACAAUAGCAGGAACAAGUGUUCUUUCACCAGGUGUCCACAUUGGGCUACUUGUCACACUGGCCACUGUGAUCUACAAAAAAUCUACAAUUCAGCUGUUUGAAAAACAUCCGUGCCUGUAUGUCCUGACAUUUGGAUUUGUGAAUGCUAAAAUCUCACAGAAGUUAGUGGUAAGGAAUCUUCUCUCAGCCCUAAACAUCAACCAGUUGUUGGCUUAACAGAUGCAUUCUGGAGCAGUAAGCACAGUGCAAGUUUUCCAGAUUUGCUUUGCUACCACAUUAUGUUAUGACC
This is a messenger RNA of Meleagris gallopavo (turkey), 856 nucleotides long. NCBI's taxonomy places the organism in Eukaryota, Metazoa, Chordata, Aves, Galliformes, Phasianidae. The record is from RefSeq and is a predicted model, not a curated record.